GAAUAAAAUCAAUUUCCAUCUUCCACCAUAUAACGACCCACCAAACCCCCUUCAUUCCCCCUUAGUUCCCAAACGCUAUCGCAGAUCGCCGAGCCGUUACGACAGUCGAGAUGGCUCUAUCAGCCCUCGUCGCCUCUGCUUCUCGAUCCAAUCUCAUGAGACCAGUCACCACCGCCUUAGCGAGCUACCUGUCUCCCCGCCGCCCCAUCUCUACCGACAGCAAGCCUCUUACGAUCGAGACCUCCAUGCCCUAUGGCUCUCACAAUUGUGAAGCUCCCUCACGCUCCGUCGAGACCACGUCGGAGGAGCUUUUCUCCUUUUUCCAGGACAUGGCAAAGAUGCGCCGCAUGGAGAUCGCUGCGGAUUCGCUCUACAAGGCCAAACUCAUCCGCGGAUUUUGUCAUCUCUACGAUGGCCAAGAGGCCGUGGCGGUUGGCAUGGAGGCCGCUAUCACCAAGAAGGAUAGUAUCAUCACUGCGUAUCGUGAUCACUGCACAUUCAUUGGGCGUGGUGGGAGUCUAUUUGAGUUGUUUUCGGAGCUCAUGGGGCGCCACACUGGCUGCUCUAAAGGAAAGGGAGGUUCUAUGCAUUUCUACCGGAAAGAGGCUGGAUUCUAUGGUGGUCACGGAAUUGUUGGAGCUCAGAUACCUCUGGGAUGCGGCUUGGCUUUUGCACAGAAGUACUCCAAGGAUGAAAACGUGGCAUUUACAUUGUACGGAGACGGAGCAGCUAAUCAGGGACAGUUAUUCGAGGCUCUGAAUAUUGCCGCACUUUGGGAUCUGCCUGCAAUUUUGGUCUGCGAGAACAAUCACUAUGGGAUGGGGACGGCAGAGUGGAGGUCUGCCAAGAGUCACUCUUAUUAUAAACGUGGGGAUUAUGCUCCUGGAUUAAAGGUUGAUGGUAUGGACGCUCUUGCUGUGAAACAAGCCUGUAAAUUUGCUAAGGAGCAUGCUUUGAAGAAUGGACCCAUUAUUCUUGAAAUGGACACUUACAGAUACCACGGUCACUCCAUGUCUGAUCCUGGAAGCACUUAUCGCACACGUGAUGAAAUCAGUGGCGUGAGACAGGAGCGUGAUCCAGUUGAGAGAAUAAGAAAGCUAUUAUUAGCUCACGAUAUAGCUACUGAGAAAGAACUAAAGGACAUUGAGAAAGAAGUGAGAAAAGAAGUAGACCAAGCCAUUGCUCAAGCCAAGGAAAGCCCGAUGCCGGAGCCAUCUGAACUCUUUACGAAUGUAUAUGUGAAAGGAUUAGGAACUGAGGCUUUUGGAGCAGAUCGGAAAGAAGUUAGAGUUAAGCUUCCAUAGAUUUCAUGUUGUAUUCGAAGUUGUCAUCAACCCUGCAACACACUGGCUAUCCAGAUCCAUGAAAAUUGUAACACAAUAAGUGAAAGAUGGUGCUCUCAUGCUCUCAUCUAUUUGAUUUUUUUCCAUGACGAUUCUUCUCUGAGUCGUGGGCCAUGCCACAUGUUGGUAGUGUAAUUUCUGGAAUAUAAACUACGAUUUUUGCGAGUGAUUGGAUAGGUUGCUCUUGUGAUCCUGAUUCUGGGAUACAUGACCUAUUGCUCUUGAAUACUCGGAAGAGUUCUUUGGUUCAAAAUUGAAAGUUUCUGAAUGUACGUAUCGAAUUCACUGCUUCUCUCUCUUUCUCCGUAUCUGAAAAGCGUGUUUUCUUUGAAACGCUACAGUAAAUCCGUGUUGAUUGUUUCGGUUUGGUUACCUUUUUUGUAUUCUUCUUUGCUUAAAGAAGUUUUUGAA
Messenger RNA from Tripterygium wilfordii, 1754 nucleotides. RefSeq names its product pyruvate dehydrogenase E1 component subunit alpha-2, mitochondrial-like. Gene Ontology annotation, biological process: pyruvate decarboxylation to acetyl-CoA. The transcript has 8 exons. Gene Ontology annotation, molecular function: pyruvate dehydrogenase (acetyl-transferring) activity. Gene Ontology annotation, cellular component: intracellular membrane-bounded organelle. The coding region runs from base 111 to 1304 and encodes 397 amino acids. NCBI's taxonomy places the organism in Eukaryota, Viridiplantae, Streptophyta, Magnoliopsida, Celastrales, Celastraceae. The record is from RefSeq and is a predicted model, not a curated record.